AUGCGGACCCGUCGCUGCCCUUUCAGCGGCCAGUCGCCGCCCUUUCAGCGGCCCGUCGCCGCCCUUUCAGCGGCCUCGUCGCCGCCCUUCCGCGGCCCCGUCCCCACUCAGCCGCCCAGCGCCAGAGCCGCCGAGCCGCCCAGCCGCCGAGCUGCCAAGCCGCCGAGCAGCCGAGCCACCGAGCAGGCGAGCCGCCGAGCAGCCGAGCCGCCGAGCAGCCGAGCCGCCCUGCAGCCGAGCUGCCUGACCGCCGAGCCGCCCUGCAGCCGAGCCGCCCGACCGCCGAGCCGCCCAGCAGCCAAGCCGCCGAGCCGCACCGCAGCCGAGGCGCUGCCGCCUGUCGGCCUGCCCGGGACCGCCCCACUUGCCUGUCGGUCGGCGCUGCGUCUGCCCCGAGCGGGAGACGCCGCACCGGCAAGGGCAAGGGGGGCAAGGGCGCUGGAGGGACUGGCGGGGGCGGUGGAGGUGGUGGUGGAGGCAGUGGAGGGAGUGGGGGUGGUGGUGGGAGUGGUGCCGGGGGUGGCGGCAGCGGCGGCAGCAGUGGAGGCGGCGGAGGGGGCGGUGGUGGCGGACGGAGCGGAGGUGGCGGAGGUGGAGGAGGAGGCGGAGGUGGAGGAGGCGGUGGAGGCGGCGGCGGCGGCGGCGGCGGCGGCGGUGGUGGAGUGGGUCGCGACUCUGCGCAGAGGAGUGGCUCAGCGCGGUGGGGGUUUUGGUCCCUGCACUUACGUCCUCCGUACCGGUGACCGAGCUGGUGAGCAGUGCGGGGGCCCGCACUCCACCCAGCGCUGCUUCGGUCGCCUGACGGACGCAUGGCGUCGCCAGUUCCCUGAGGCGUCAGAGAUCCCUCGCUGGGGAGAUCUGUCUAGGGCGGGGGUUGCCGUCUUUGAUCUUGACUAUGAUGCUAUCCUUGCUACCAUGUAUUCUGUGACUACUAGUGUUGAGGGUGAUUGUUACCUGUGUGUACCGCCUGACCCGAGCAUUGAGGCCACUGUUCUAGGUGCUGGUGAGGCUGGUGCUCUAGGUGCUAGUGCGUCUGCUGCCCCAGGUGCCAGUGCGUCUGCUGUCCUAGGUGCCAGUGCGUCUGCUGCCCCAGGUGCUGGUGAGUCUGCUCUCUCAGGUACUACGUCGGCUCAGGCCUUCCACACCUUCACCCUUGACUCGGGUGCGUCCCGCUCCUUCUUUCAAGACCGCACCACUCUUACGCCGCUCAGUCGGCCGGUUGCAGUCUCCCUGGCAGAUCCCUCUGGGGGUCCUGUCCUUGCUAGCUUCUCCACUGUCUUACCGUGCCCGGCAGCCCCCUCUGGCACCCUGUCAGGUCUCUACCUCCCCUCGUUCUCUACGAACUUGGUGUGUCCCAGGUAG
Molecule: messenger RNA, 1362 nt
Organism: Closterium sp. NIES-65
Lineage: Eukaryota; Viridiplantae; Streptophyta; Zygnematophyceae; Desmidiales; Closteriaceae
Source: the annotation of a GenBank genome assembly